Molecule: messenger RNA, 1662 nt
Organism: Manihot esculenta (cassava)
Lineage: Eukaryota; Viridiplantae; Streptophyta; Magnoliopsida; Malpighiales; Euphorbiaceae
Product: GDSL esterase/lipase At3g26430
Exons: 5
Coding region: 412-1563 (383 amino acids)
Molecular function (GO): hydrolase activity, acting on ester bonds
Source: RefSeq, a predicted model, not a curated record
CAAUUAAAUAAGAACUUAAAAGACGCAUUACGGCUAUGAAUUUUAAAGAAUUGAGUUAUUGAAAAAGAAAGUGAAAUUUUAAAAAAUAUUUACCAAAAAAAUAAAAUGAGAUGCUGAAAUUUCAAACUGUGUAAAACAGGCAUAGAAGGGAAGCAUCAAAAUUGCAAAAACCACCAGCUGCCACAUACAUCCAAAAAUAGCUGAAAUCAAUUGGACCCCGUUCGCCAAAAAACAAAAAAAAGGGACCCGACCGUUGCCAAACUAAACAAAGAGAAACAGAAAUCUAGGCAAGGCAGAUAAAGCAAAAGCCAUUCCUGAACAUCCCAGGAGCUCAUCAAUCCCUAGUUUAAUUUCUCAUUCUUUAUCCCCUCAAAAAAAAUCUCUUUCUUUAUUAUUCUCUCUCUGGUCUCAAUGGAGUCUGGGCGGUUGAGACAUGUGUUAGGUUUGCUUUUCUUGGUAUUGAUGAUGGCAUCAGCCUCAGGAUCUUCAUGUGAGUUUCCUGCCAUAUUCAACUUUGGGGACUCAAAUUCUGACACAGGUGGGCUCUCUGCAGCAUUUGGACAAGCCCCUUUUCCCAAUGGGCAGACUUUCUUCCACCAUCCUGCUGGUCGCUACUCCGAUGGCCGUCUCAUGAGUGAUUUCAUAGCUGAGAGCCUGGAAUUGCCAUAUCUGAGUGCAUAUCUGAACUCGGUGGGUUCGAACUUUAGCCAUGGAGCCAAUUUUGCCACAGCUGGAUCAACCAUAAGACCUCAAAACACCACCAUGCAUCAAAGUGGGUAUAGUCCCAUUUCAUUAGAUAUACAAUUGGUUCAAUACUCAGACUUCUACAAAAGAUCCCAGGAGUACCAUAAUCAAGGAGGUGUGUUUGAGACAUUGUUGCCUAAGGCAGAUUAUUUCUCAAAGGCUUUGUAUACCUUUGACAUUGGUCAGAACGACCUCACUGCUGGUUACAAGCUCAAUUUGACAACUGAACAAAUAAAAGCAUCAGUCCCUGAUAUGCUUGCCCAAUUCUCCAAUGCUGUUAAGGCUGUGUAUGCUGAAGGAGGAAGAUCAUUUUGGAUACAUAACACAGGCCCAGUGGGCUGCCUGCCCUACUCUUUAGACAGGUUUCUAGUAACAGCAGCCCAAAUAGAUAAAUAUGGGUGUGCUAGCUCAUUCAAUAAGGUGUCUCUAUACUUCAACCAGGAACUGAAAAAAUCAGUGGUUGAACUCAGGAAAGAGCUUCCUCUGGCUGCCAUUACUUAUGUUGAUAUCUAUUCUGUCAAGUACACUCUAAUCACUCAAGCCAAAAAAUUUGGUUUCACUGAGCCUUUUGUUGCUUGUUGUGGUCAUGGUGGCAAGUAUAAUUACAAUAGUUUUGCAAGAUGUGGUGCCAAGAAGGUUGUGAAUGGAAAGGAAGUGAUCAUAGCCAGCUCUUGCAAAGAUCAGUCAGUUAAGAUAAUUUGGGAUGGAAUUCAUUACACAGAGGCAGCUAACAGGUGGAUUUUCCAACAAAUUGUGAAUGGUUCAUUCUCAGAUCCACCAAUUCCAUUAAAAAUGGCCUGUGACAUAAUGUCACAUUGAUUUUCUUGCAUUUUUUUUUUCUUUCUCCUUCAUUGUACAUUCUAAUGAUUGGGCCCCAAAACCCCAUCAAAUCAAAAUCUUCAAGAUCCACUUCCAUUC